UGGAUGUGCCUCGCACGGGGCAACGCAUCGAUCAGCAGCAGCUGUUCCGCGCCAACUGCUGAUGGUACCGACAUCAUCAGACCAGCAUCCGCAUCAGCCACACUCAUGCUCGUCACCUGCUCCAACAAGCUUCGUCGUUCCCCCUCAUCCUUCCUUCGACGCUUCAGCAGAGCCGAGCGCUACCUCUUCCUAUCCUUCACAAAGCUUUCGCCGGAAUCUCUUACUUACAAUCGCACCCCCGCUUCGCUCAAAAUGGCCACGGUGGACAUUCCCGUGACGCUGCUGGACAAGCUCAAGUCGUUCAGGAUGGGCAAGAGCAAUGCGGGAGCGGCAGCUUUGGUGGUCAAGAUUGACAAGAAAAAGUUGCAGAUGGAGAUGGAGGAAGAGUUUGAUGAUAUUGGGAUUGAAGAGUUGCAAGAAGAGCUACCCGAAAACUCGCCUCGCUUCAUCGUGCUCUCCUACGAGCUCAAACAUCGGGAUGGGCGAACCUCAUAUCCUCUGAUCAUCCUGUAUUGGGCACCACCUACCUCUUCGACUGAAUUAUCGACCUUGUACGCUUCCGCCAUUUCUCUCUUCAGCGUCAAAGCGGACAUUGCCAAGGUCGUGGAGCUGAGGGAAGGGACGCUGGAUAGAGAGGAGAUUGACAAGAAGCUUGGUGCAUGAGAGCUGGGCAGAGCGCACAAUAGAUACUUGGUGCGCAUACACGGAGUGAGCAAGCCUGGUGGGAGCUUUGCGCGCUGCAACAUGAAGCUACGAGUCGAGGUGUCGGUGCGGCCGUCUGUCUAGGUGAUACGCAUAUGGACCCGAUCCAUCUUCGGGAAAGCAGUGAUUGCGGUCUCAUCUUCGCAUGUGGACCUAAUCACGGCGGCAUGGGCAUCGAUGAGCAGAUCCAUCGG
Ceraceosorus guamensis is the source of this 896-nucleotide messenger RNA. Its product is annotated as actin depolymerizing protein. The coding region runs from base 4 to 663 and encodes 219 amino acids. Gene Ontology annotation, biological process: actin filament debranching; negative regulation of Arp2/3 complex-mediated actin nucleation. Gene Ontology annotation, cellular component: actin cortical patch. Lineage: Eukaryota; Fungi; Basidiomycota; Exobasidiomycetes; Ceraceosorales; Ceraceosoraceae. Gene Ontology annotation, molecular function: Arp2/3 complex binding; actin binding. The record is from RefSeq and is a predicted model, not a curated record. The transcript is spliced from 4 exons.